AUGAAUAAGCCUCUGAUCGUCCUCCCUGCUGGUGAGCUGCGCCCGCGUCUCACCACACACCGCGGGCGUGGGCGCUGGCCUCCCUCGGGGCUGUACCCCGGGCCGGUGCAGGUGGCCUGGAAAGGCCUGGAGGAGAGAGAGCUGGGGCCUGCACGGGGCCGCGGAGUCCAGGACCCAGAGGAGCAGAAAGGAGCUGUGGAAGGUGUGCACUGGGAGGACAGGAGCCCCUUGGCGUGUGGGGGCCGCUGGAGGAGGGGUCCCCAGCCUUCAGAGUCCCCCCGGCUGGAGACAGCGGCCGUGCGUGGGGCUCAGGCACCCGGUCAUCAUGGCCAGGCAUUCGAGGCCAGCUCUGGAGGUUGCUGUGGCACGUCCAGGACCCCCUUCCCUCAAACACAUCCCCCCGAGACCCCACACGUGCAGGCAGCCUUCUCCCUGGCCUCCCCACCUCACCCCCUGUCCUCCAAGGACCACCGAGGCCUUGGGGAGAGCGGCACCUGCCUGGCCCCUGCCCGGUGA
Messenger RNA from Rangifer tarandus platyrhynchus (Svalbard reindeer), 516 nucleotides. The record is from the annotation of a GenBank genome assembly. NCBI's taxonomy places the organism in Eukaryota, Metazoa, Chordata, Mammalia, Artiodactyla, Cervidae.